Messenger RNA from Staurois parvus, 336 nucleotides. Lineage: Eukaryota; Metazoa; Chordata; Amphibia; Anura; Ranidae. The record is from the annotation of a GenBank genome assembly.
AUGGGGCCCCCGGGCAAUAGGGGAUCAUGGGGCCCCUGUGACCUUGCCCAAACUCAAAAAAGCCUAUUAAAAAGAGGAGGAUAUUGUUCUGAAAUGCGCCAAUUACAGAGGCACUCAUGGCUAGUGGAGAAAGGAGCUCCUGAGAUCACUCUACAUGGCCAGGGGCGGACUGAAAACUCAUAGGGCCCCAGGGCAUUAGGGGAUCAUGGGGCCCCUGUGUCCUUGCCCAAACUCAAAAAAGCCUAUGAAAAAGGUACCAGGGGCAUCUCAUGGGGCCCCCUACUAACCCCGGGCCCACGGGCAGUGCCCGAGUUUCCAUUCGGUCAGUCUGCCCCU